AGCAACAACAGCAACAACAGCAACUACAAAAAAAUAACAAUAAUAUUACUUCAAAUACUUUUCCAGGGAUGCAAAUUAGAGUAUUAGGUGUACCACAAACAGGGGCAAAGUCUCGUGUAGAAACACAAAUCAAAUUAUGUAUUCAAUUAGUUACUGAUGAUGGCGAUAAAGCUCAAUGGUGGUCUCAUCUUAAAUUACCUGAGCAUAUGGUUGCCAAGGAUAAGUUAAAACGUCAAAUCUUAGACGAUAAAUCAGUUAUCAUAAAUCCUGAAAAAAUGCUAUUUUUAACUGCUCGUGUUAUCUGUGCAAGUGACCCUUCUCGAAAAGUAAUGACUUGUGUAGGAUGCAUUCAAAGAGAACGUAAAAGAUCACAACGAAGAAAAGAGAAUAAAGUCAACAUACAAGAAAAUACUGCUUUAGAAGAACAGAAAAUAUUACUAUUCAAUUGCUCAGAGAUGGUUGAUUUUAGUUCAGGAGAUACCAUUCUUCCAACUCGUAUCACAUGUUAUUGUCGACACCAUAAUGAGCGGCUCGGCUUUUGUAUUUAUUUCGAAAUGCAUGAUCAUACUGGGAAACGAGUAGCAACAGGGAUGUCACCACCUAUAAUGAUUACAGAUGACCAUAAAUCAAAUAAAGUCAAGCCAGGAAGAAAACGUCUUCGUACAACAAUAGCUAAUUCUAAUAAAUCACCUAAUGUUGAAAAUCGUCCAGCUCUUGCUCCAAAUUAUUUCUCUUCACAACCUUACCAUAUUCAGCCUAGACCACCUACCUUACAGUCUCCUAUGGAUUCUCCGAUAUCAGCAUUUUCAGAAAAACUUAUUAUGCCACAACCACCACCAUUAGAACAGCGGCCUUUAUUACAGCGUUUAAUUCCCUCUGAAGGCCCUACCUUUGGUGGCGUUGAAGUGACAUUGUUAGGCAGUGGCUUUAGAACCGGUCUCACUUGCAUGUUUGGUGAUGUUGCUGCUUCUAGUACUCAUUAUUGGUCUCCUAACACACUUGUCUGUAUUUUACCUCCGGCUGCAGAAGCUGGCACUGUUGUUGUCUCCUUUAAAGAAUAUCCACUUGUGGUUGAAAGCCAGGAUGUAAUGCUUUUCACUUACUAUAAUGAAAAUGAUCGCGCUCUUAUGGAGUUGGCGCUACAAGUGGUUGGACUCAAAAUGACUGGCAAAGUAGAAGAUGCACGAGAGAUUGCCAUGCGCAUUGUCCAAGGUGGAAAUAAUAAUAAUAAUAAUAAUAAUAAUAACCAACAACAACAACAACAUCAACAAAAUAAUAAUUUAGCCCUAGAACAACAUAUUAUUCAAGUUCUUGAAAUUAUGAAGACUUUUAAUGAUGUAGAUUCUUCUGACGUAUCAUUAGCAAAUCCUCAGCAACAUACAAUGCUUCAUUUUGCUGCUAUGUUAGGUUUUCCAAGACUUACCGAGACUCUCAUUGAGCUUGGUUGUGAUGUUAAUGCUGUAGACAAAAAUGGAUAUACAGCUUUGCACUACGCUGUAUGGUAUGGGCAUGAGGCAGUUGUUCGUUCUUUAAUUACAAAAGGUCAUGCAGAUCCAGAUAUCAUUAAUUUAUGGAAUAAACGGCCAUUUGAAUUAACUAAAUCUGAUGCUAUUCGAGCUAUUCUCCUUGAAGAGACUCCCUCCGAAGCUGAAGACUAUCUUUCUUCAGAUGCUCAGAGUGCUGAUAUCGAUACUUCCUUUGAUGAAGAUGAUGACAGUAGUGUUUGGUUAAGUGAUUGUAAAGAAAGUUUACCAUCACAAAUGUGGUCGAGCUUUGUAUCCUAUACAUCAACUGAUGAUGAUGAUGAUGAAGAAGAAGAAGAAAAGAAUGUGAGUCCUACCUCAAUUCAAUACCUUAGUACUGAAGAAAACAAGGUACAUUCAGCAGAUGAAAUUAUGGAUGCUGAACCUAUUCAUACCAUCCCUGAUACAAGCGAUGAUGAUGAGCAACCAUUAACAAAAGAAAUGAGUUGGAUGCAGCGUACUCUAUCACAUUUUCAGCAACCAAGCAAUGAUACCACAAGUUUUCUUCAGAAUAUUAAAAAUAAUAUGCCCACAAAGACGACUGAUCUUAAGAAUCUAGCGGAUCUCUUACAAUUCCCUAGUCCUACAACAAUGCUUGCCAACAUGUUUAGCCAAUCACAAAACAACAAGCCAGAAGAACAAUUAGCUUGGUAUAUGGCGUUAGCAUACGCAAUGGGAGCUCGUAGUUUUAUUGAACAACAACAAGAGGCUACAGACGAAGAGCCACCAACAAGCAAUCAACAGCCCACAAUACAAAUAGCAAAAAAACGUCGAGAUAAGCGAUUAUUUUCGUUCUGGGUUCCUAUGUUAUGCUUGAUGGUAAUUUGGCUUAUAUUUCAAUUUGUGUCAUCACAUCCUGGUAUUAUUGAUACAAUUAUUGGUAUCUCUGGUUUCAGAAGACAAUAUUUAACAAUUCAUUGAAAAAAAUACCCCUUAUAAAAUAUUUCUCUCUUCUAUCUAUUUUAUUUAUAAUAAAGGAUAACAUAUGCUUUGAGUAAAAAAAAAAAAAAA
Molecule: messenger RNA, 2534 nt
Organism: Cokeromyces recurvatus
Lineage: Eukaryota; Fungi; Mucoromycota; Mucoromycetes; Mucorales; Mucoraceae
Exons: 3
Coding region: 69-2444 (791 amino acids)
Biological process (GO): regulation of transcription by RNA polymerase II
Cellular component (GO): nucleus
Molecular function (GO): protein binding; double-stranded DNA binding; transcription coregulator activity
Source: RefSeq, a predicted model, not a curated record